Molecule: messenger RNA, 1739 nt
Organism: Prorocentrum cordatum
Lineage: Eukaryota; Dinophyceae; Prorocentrales; Prorocentraceae
Source: the annotation of a GenBank genome assembly
CUUUUCCUUUUCAGCAUGCGUCUGCGCGAUUCCGAGGUCUGGCAGGUGGAGGUGGCAGGAAGGCCCUGCUGCCUGACAGGGGCGUUCCGCUCGAGGGCCGCUCUGCGGGGGCCUCGCCAGAACCGUGUGAACAGCGACGGCGAGCUCAGCGCGAGCUCCAGAAUGGCAGUUAUAAAAUCGUCGGCAGUUUAAAACGUCGGAGGUUGGGAGGGACGGCUAGCGCGUUCGCCGACGUUGACGCCCCGCUCAGGCUCCCUCCCAAAAUGCUCGAGGCGCUUGGUGCUCGGGUUGCCGAGCGUAAGGCGCAGAUGCUUCCCACCAAAAAUGGUUGCUGCUUCUGGUUCGGCCGACAGCGGCCACAGAAGAAACGAUGCCGCUGCAGCGCCAGGACUGUCAGGCGACCCGGCAGGCCGCACGAGCUCGUCUGCCGUGAGCGCGGCCCGUGCAGGCGCCGUGGUCGGUUACGUGCGGAGGAGACACAGGUUUGCCCGACUUAACCCUGACCGCGCAUGCUACUGGGGUGACAAUUGCCAACCGUUGCCGCUUUGGGCCGUGUGCUCCCCAUGCAGCGAAGAAAAUACCGACCCCUGGGUCAUUCAGCGUGUGACAUUGUUGUCCCUCCCCUCCCCCGGCGCCGGGCAUGGCCAGUUUGGAAGGGCGGGGGGCGGAAGCGAGGAGGAGGAGGAGGAGGAGACAAGGCAGGCUGGAGCCAGGGACGACGGCGCGCGCGGGCCGCAGCCAGGAUGCCAGUGUUCGAACAGGCCUUGAACCAAAAUGCGCUCCUCCAGGAUUAGAGAAUUGGGGCAAUUGUAUUGCAAAUGCAGUGCGCCAGAGAAGUGUACUGCAUUGAAGUGCGGCACGCCGCAAGAAGCUGGGACGCAGAACACGCAUCACCCCGCUGGGCCCACGAGCGGCGCCAGCUGGCGAGAAGGCCUCCGGCAGAUGGCCCGCACGACCCGGAGGCGCAGCUAGUUCACCUCCGCGGGGGGCUCCGCGGCUGCGCUGGCGCCCGCUGCGACAUGGCCUCGCCGUGCGGCACUGGCGCGGCACCCCCGUCGCCCGCCUCCAGCCCGGCCGCGGCGCCGCCCCUGGCCGCCGCGGCCGCCUCGGACAGCUCCGCGAGCCAGCCGAGCAGGCUCGGCUGCCCCUGCGGGCUGCUCAAAAACCCGAACUCCUCGUCCGUGAGCCAGGCGUAGAAGCAGCCCGUGUCCGUGGGGAAGGCAAAGGCCUGCACCUCCCGGCGGCCGCGACGGGGAGGCGGAUCGCCCAGGGGGGAGGAGCACGCGAGACUACACGCCAGGGUGGCCCUUCGCCGGAGGUGACCCUGGGUGCGGAGCCUCGGCCCAAGGGGGUCUCCCCCGCAUGGACUUGCGCCAUCGGAGUUGACCGCCGCGCGCCCCCAUUAGGCCGCGCACCAAAGGCCACGCACUCUUGCGCAGAGCCAGCCCUGCGUGUGGCCCACUGCACGCACCCAGGGGCUCCGACCGUGCAGGUCUGCCUCCAGCGAGGCUCCCCGGCGAAGGCUCGCGGUGCCCGCCCCUGGGUCACCCACGCCCCUGUUGUGCCUCCGCCGAGCCUCGCUCCUGGAGAGGAGCGAAAGAGGGGCGCAACACACAUAAACUGACGGAGGCCAGAAAGUUGACCCGCUUGUGCUUACGAGUCCCCGAACAGCUUGCUGAAUGGGGUGGGGCUGUGGCAAGAAUUAGCCCGGCGAAGGACCCAUCCAUGUGCAGUUGUGA